UACAUUGACAGCAGAACGGGAUCAGGAGGAUGAUGAGUAGGACUCAGCUGUGGCUGCUGGCCUCUCUGGCCUUUGCCUCUCAGACUUUUCAGGCUGAUGGAUCUCCAUUGAAGGUGAUGUCUGCCCCCAACUUGUUGCGUGUAGGAACAGCAGAAAACAUCUUUGUGGAGUGUCAAGACUGCACCGGAGGAGACAUAAAGGUCGAUAUCAGCGUGAUGAACUAUCCAUCCAAGGAAAAAAGGCUGGUAACCACAUCUGUGACCCUUACCAGUGGAGAACACUUCCAGGGAUUUGGACAAAUAACGAUUCCUGCAGGAGACUUCAACAGGGAUCCAACCUUGAAGCAGCGUGUCUACCUGCAAGCUCAAUUCCCUGACCGCCUGCUUGAGAAAGUCGUCUUAGUGUCCUUCCAGUCCGGCUACAUCUUCAUCCAGACUGACAAGACCCUCUACACCCCAAACAGUAUAGUUCAUUUCAGGAUGUUUGCAGUAACACCACGCAUGGAGCCUGUGGAGAGGGACACCGUAACCCAAGCUGAUACUACCAUAGCCAUCGAGAUUGUGACUCCUGAAGACAUCAUUUUCCCUCUUGACAGUGUCUCUCUGAAAUCGGGAAUCCACUCUGGAAGUUAUCAACUUGGUGAAAUUGUCAGUCUCGGGCUUUGGAAAGUGGUGGCCAGGUUUCACAGCAACCCACAGCAAAGCUACUCUGCAGAAUUUGAGGUCAAAGAAUACGUGCUGCCCAGUUUUGAGGUGAAAGUGAUACCUACGAGCUCCUUCUUCUACGUGGACAGUCCACAGCUCACCAUGGACAUUAAAGCUACGUAUCUGUUUGGUGAAGAGGUGGAUGGGACAGCCUUCGUGGUAUUUGGUGUUGUGCAUGAGGGUCAAAAGAAGAGUUUUCCCGACUCCAUUCAGAAAGUGCAGAUCCAGGACGGUGAAGGAGUGAUCGUACUGAAGAGGGAGCACAUCACACAGACCUUUGACAUCAACGUCCUGGUGGGGAGUUCCAUUUUUGUAUCUGUCAGUGUGCUGACGGAGAACGGUGGUGAAAUGGUGGAGGCAGAGUUGAGAGGUAUCCAGAUUGUCACAUCACCUUAUACUAUCCACUUCAGGAGAACGCCCAAAUAUUUCAAACCAGGAAUGUCCUUCGAUGUUGCGGUUGAAGUUAUGAAUCCAGAUGAAACUCCAGCAAAAGGUAUUGCGGUGGUGCUGGAGCCAGGCGCUGUGAAGGGUUUCACUGCAGCCAACGGCAUGGCAAAGGUUACCAUCAAUACAGUGGCAGGACUCUCAAGUCUGCUUAUCACUGCAAAGACCAAUGAUCCUGAUAUUUCACGUGAAAGACAAGCAUCAGCCACCAUGACAGCUCUCCCAUAUAAAACUAAGAGCAACAACUACAUCCACAUAGGUGUGGAUACAGCAGAGCUGGAAUUAGGAGACAAUCUGAAAAUCAACCUCAACCUCAACAGGCAGUUAAAUAAUCAACAAACUGAUAUCACAUACCUGAUCCUGAGCAGAGGUCAGCUGGUGAAACAUGGCCAUUACAGGAAUAGAGGCCAAGUACUGAUUUCCCUGAUAGUUCCCAUCACCAAAGACAUGCUGCCAUCGUUCCGCAUCAUAGCCUACUACCAUACAAAUGACAAUGAAGUGGUUUCAGACUCUGUUUGGGUGGAUGUCAAGGACUCCUGCAUGGGCUCGCUGACGUUGGAAUCAUCAAGACCUGCUGUGUCCUAUGAGCCUCGCAGGAUGUUUGGUCUGAAAGUCACUGGAGAUCCAGAGGCCACAGUGGGACUGGUGGCAGUUGACAAAGGCGUCUAUGUCCUGAAUAACAAGCACCGCCUCACCCAGAAAAAGAUCUGGGACAUUGUAGAGAAGUCCGACACAGGCUGCACCCCAGGUGGAGGGAAGGACAAUAUGGGUGUGUUCUUCGAUGCUGGGCUGUUGUUUGAGUCGAGCACUGCUUCUGGGACUCCCUACAGACAAGAAUUGAAGUGUCCCACAGUGGCCAACAGGAGGAAACGAGCCAAUACUCUAAUGAACGUCACAACCAGCUUAUUGAGUCGGUAUACAAAUGAACUACAACGUGACUGUUGUUUGGAUGGCAUGAGGGAUACACUUCUUUCAUACAACUGUGAGAGGCGGAGUGAGUACAUCUUGGAUGGUGCAACCUGUAUCGAGGCCUUCCUGCACUGCUGCAAGACGAUGCAAAGUCAGCGAGCUGAAAAGAAUGAGGAAGAACUCCAACUGGCUCGCAGUGAAGAUGAUGACAGUUACAUGGACAGCAAUGACAUUGUUUCUCGCACCAAGUUCCCUGAAAGUUGGCUGUGGACCGACGUCAAACUGCCUGCUUGCCCUCAACAAACACCCAACUGUGAGUCCACAUCACUUGUGAAAAAUGUUCCUUUGCAAGACUCAAUCACAACCUGGCAGUUCACUGGCAUUAGUCUGUCAAAAACUCAUGGUAUCUGUGUUGGUGAUUCAUUAGAAGUAAUUGUCCGCAAGGACUUCUUUAUUGACCUCAGACUGCCCUAUUCUGCUGUCCGUGGAGAGCAGCUGGAAAUUAAGGCAAUCCUUCACAAUUACAGCCCUGACCUUGUCACUGUGCGUGUGGAUCUUCUUGAGGAGGAGCAUGUGUGCAGUGCAGCUUCAAAACGUGCAAGGUAUCGUCAGGAGGUCAGAGUCGGGCCUGAAACCACACGAUCUGUACCCUUCAUCGUUAUUCCCAUGAGGGAAGGACAAUUCCGCAUUGAGGUCAAAGCAGCUGUUAAAGACUCGUCGCUCAGUGAUGGAAUCAUGAAGAUGCUGCGGGUGGUGCCUGAAGGUGUACUGGUUAAAAGUCCAAAAAUUAUAACUCUAGACCCCACCAAUAAAGGUGUAGCUGGUAAACAAGAAGAAAUUGUGAACAGUGGAAUUCAAAAUAAAGAUUUGGUGCCCAACACACCUACAAGCACACAGAUCUCUGUGACAGGGAGGGAACAAGUAGGUGCACUGGUGGAGGAAGCCAUCAAUGGGAAAUCAAUGGCUAGUAUGAUCUACCAGCCAUCAGGCUGUGGAGAGCAGAACAUGUUCCACAUGACCAUGCCUGUCAUUGCAACCAUAUAUUUGGACAAAACCAAUCAGUGGGAAACUGUGGGCAUUGCGAAACGGAACGAAGCCCUCGAACACAUCAAGACCGGCUACCGGAACGAGCUUGCCUACCGUAAAAAAGAUGGAUCUUUUUCUGCAUUUCCCCAUCGCCAAAGUAGCACCUGGCUGACGGCCUAUGUGGCCAAGGUGUUUGCCAUGGCCAACAGUCUGGUUGCAGUGGAAAGGAGCGUGAUCUGUGAUGCUGUCAAGUAUGUGAUUCUCAAUGCCCAGCAACCUGACGGCUUGUUUCGAGAAAUCGGGGGUUUGAUUCACGGAGAGAUGAUGGGUAAUGUGCGUGGCAAAGAUUCAGAUGCCUCCAUGACAGCCUUCUGCCUCAUCGCCAUGCAGGAGUCACGCACACUGUGUGCUGCCACUGUUAAUAGUCUGCCAGGCAGUGUAGACAAAGCAGUGGCCUACCUGGAGAAGCGUUUGCCUUCCCUCACCAAUCCAUAUGCUGUUGCCAUGACAUCGUAUGCCCUGGCCAAUGAAAACAAACUGAACCUAGGCAUCCUGUACCAGUUUGUUUCUCCAGAUUUCUCCCACUGGCCUGUACCAGGAGGACAUGUUUACACAAUGGAGGCCACAGCUUACGCUCUUCUUGCUCUGGUCAAAGAGAAGGCCUUUGAAAAAGCCAGACCUAUUGUGAGAUGGUUCAACCAAAACCAGAAGGUGGGCAGAGGCUUUGGAUCAACUCAGGCUACUAUAAUAGUGUACCAGGCUAUAGCAGAGUACUGGUCCAGUGCCAAAGAACCAGAUUAUGAUCUGAAUGUGGACAUCUUGUUGCCAGGCAGGUCAAAGCCUGACAAAUACAACUUCAACAGGGAUAACCAUUAUGCCACAAGAACAUCUAAAAUCAACGAUAUAAACCAGGAUGUGAAAGUGACUGCCACGGGCACAGGAGAAGCAACAGUGACAAUGGUGUCGCUGUAUUACGCUCUGCCUAAAGAGAAGGAGAGCGACUGCCAGAAGUUUAACCUGUCAGUGGAGCUCAUCCCAGUGAAAAUGAAUGAGGAGGAGAAGAUAUACAAGCUGAGAAUACAGUUUUUAUAUAAGGACAAGGAUCGUGAUGCAGCUAUGUCAAUCUUGGAUAUUGGCUUGCUAACUGGCUUCACUGUGAACACAAAUGAUCUGAACUUAUUGUCCAAAGGCCGUGCCCGCACCAUUGCAAGGUAUGAGAUGAACAAAGCCCUGUCAGAGAGAGGCUCGCUCAUUAUUUACCUGGACAAGGUUUCUCACACACAAACAGAAGAGAUCGCUUUUAGAAUCCACCAGACGCUGAAAGUGGGCGUCUUACAACCAGCAGCUGUGUCUAUCUAUGAAUAUUAUGACCAAACACAUUGUAUGAAAUUCUACCAUCCAGAGAGGAGAGGUGGAGAGCUACUGAGACUCUGUAGAAAUGAUGAAUGCACAUGUGCUGAAGAGAACUGCAGUAUGCAGAAGAAAGGCAAAAUCAGUAAUGACCUGCGCAUAGCAAAAUCUUGUGAGAGUACUCCGACCAGCAAAAUAGAUUUUGUGUACAAACUGAGACUGGAAGAAUAUAGAGAUGGUGUGUCCACUGACAUUUACACAAUGCGGGUACUGGAAGUCAUCAAAGAAGGAGGUUUUGAUGUGGGUCCUCAGGAUAAAUUGCGUACAUUCCUCAGUUAUCCGCACUGCAGGGAGGCUUUAGGUCUGAGAAAAGGCAAAACCUACCUUAUCAUGGGCGAGUCCAAAGAUAUUCACAGAGACGACCAAGAUCAAUCGUAUCAGUAUGUGCUUGGUGAGAAAACCUGGAUCGAGUACUGGCCCAUAGAGGCAGAGUGUCAAACUGGGGAAUACAGACUUACUUGUUUGGGCUUGGAUGAGAUGGUCCAGCAGUACGCACUUUUUGGAUGCAAUCAGUGAUGAAGCUCAAGGAAAUAAAAUGUAGUUUUUAAAUCUUUUUUUUCCAUUAUCCUUGUGUAAAACUUUCACAGCUCUGAGACGGAUUAAAAAGUAACAGUGUUACACUCUUGAUUAAAAUGUAAUGGUCUUAAUCUCA
This is a messenger RNA of Seriola dumerili (greater amberjack), 5145 nucleotides long. Its product is annotated as complement C3-like. Lineage: Eukaryota; Metazoa; Chordata; Actinopteri; Carangiformes; Carangidae. The transcript is spliced from 43 exons. Gene Ontology annotation, molecular function: protein binding; endopeptidase inhibitor activity. Gene Ontology annotation, cellular component: extracellular region. The coding region runs from base 30 to 5009 and encodes 1659 amino acids. The record is from RefSeq and is a predicted model, not a curated record.